Molecule: messenger RNA, 1607 nt
Organism: Magnolia sinica
Lineage: Eukaryota; Viridiplantae; Streptophyta; Magnoliopsida; Magnoliales; Magnoliaceae
Product: putative L-type lectin-domain containing receptor kinase V.1
Exons: 2
Coding region: 305-1318 (337 amino acids)
Molecular function (GO): carbohydrate binding
Source: RefSeq, a predicted model, not a curated record
UUCUUUAUUCCGUCUGUCAGCAUUUUCACAGAGACAGAGACCACCACUGAGAAAGAAGAGUUUUGCUGAAGAAAUAAAGAAGAAUCUCUGAUCUCUAUGCAUUUUCCGUGUCCCGCGAUCUACUGUUUUUCAUAUCUUCCUUUUGACCUCUCAAACCCUAAAACAUUAGAAUCACCCAAACCCUACAACCAGAAGAAACGGCUACUCCUUCCACUUACUGUGUCCCUCGAGCUACUCCAUUUCAGUACUCCUCUCUCUCGCUCUCUCUCAAAACCCUAAUCUGGAGCUCUAGCUGCUGCAGGAAAUGGCGGUCUUGUCUCUCGCUUUUCUCGUUUUCUCUCUCUUAACCUUCUCUGCAAAACCCAUCUCUUCCUUCUCGUUCCCACGAUUCCAGAAAACCCCCAAUAUUAGUUCCGAAAUUGCCCUUUUCGGCGACGCCGAGAUAAACGGUUCCGAUUCUUCGAUCAGAAUCGCCCGGCCUUUGUUUUCCAGCUUCGGCAGGGUCUUCUAUAAGAAACCCAUCAAUUUCUUUGAUCGGAGAUGGGGAAAAAUCUCUUCUUUCUCGACCGAGUUCUCGUUCUCGUUCUCGUCCGGUAGCAACGGCGUUGCUUUCGUCGUUCUUCCGAUCGAGUUCCCUUUAAACAGGCGGUUUUCAAGGCUUUCGCCCGGGUCGGAUCGAAUCCUCGCCGUUGAAUUCAGCACAUCAUCGGAUACCGAGUUCGACGAUGGCCCAGCUAAUGGGACCCACGCGAGGAUCUUGAAAAUCCACGACGUAUCUGCUGUGGGUUUGGUGCUGAAUAGUGGGGAGAAAUUGCAUUCUUGGAUUGAUUACAAUUCGGUUCUGAAGGAGUUCGAAGUAAGGUUGAGCAGAUCAGGUGCGGCCCGGCCACUCAAUCCGUUGAUUUCUCACCCGAUCGACCUGUCAGAGAUAUGGAAGGAUGAGAUGUUUGUGGGUUUAAGCUCUUGGAGUCGGAAUUCCACUCGGGCGAGCAGUGUCUAUUCCUGGAGCUUCAGGUUGAACUAUGUACCGGUUUACUUGCAUUCUGAACCGUUAGAUCCUCGGGCAUUUUUAGAGCAUAGAAAACACCGGUCAAUGCAUUGGAGAAGUGAUUAUGUUUCGAGAAUUCUCACCGCUCUUAUAUUUGGUGUGGGAUGUGGGGCCGCUGUUGCCGUUAUCGUGCUCUUCCUCUGGUCGGUGUUCGUCGACAAGCGAUCGCUGGUGCAGCCUGAGUGUCCUGUGCACCCUGUGGAUUUCGAGUACGAAAAGAUCACAACCGUUGGAAUCAAAGAUGCCAACGUCCCUGUUGCUGGGAAAUAGAAGAUUCAACGGGGUUCUCUUACUCUCAGCGCAGUUAACAUUUUUCAAAGGGAUUGGCUACCUAGCUUUAAGAUUUUCAAGCUGAAUCACACGGUUAUGACACUCUUAGUCUCAGUAACAUUUUUUCGAAGGGUCCUUACUUGUUUUCCAAAGUAUUAUGCCAUCCAGUUCUUGGGACAUACAUGACCUGUCUUUAUUUUUCGCUGUCCAAAAUUAUGUUUCUAUAUUAAUGCUGUUGAAUGGUUGUAAUAUAAAUUAAUCCAAGAAGACUUUGGGUUUUCGUUGCUGA